GAGAGGGCGGGUGCAGCGCUGCGCGCCAAUCGAGGGCGCGGACGCGGUUAUUGUCACGCUGUUAAACCAAUGGGGUUGCGGAGGGGAGCGCGGUGUCUCCCUGCGGAGCGGUUGGCUUCGGUGGGGGAGCUCCUCGGGGACUGUCCGGGCAGCCUGGCCGUAAGGGGCUCCCGGACACCGGGCCGCGCCGCCGCGAUCAUGGCUAAAGGGAAGAACAUGCCCAAAGCCAGGGCGGGUGGCACGGAGGAGGCGAGCCCCGAGAACGCUGAGAGGAAGGGCUCCGGCCGCCCCAGGGCCGGCGGGGAGAAUGUGUUUAUUGGUCAAUCCAAAAUCUACAGCUACCUGAAUCCUAACAAAACUCCUGGUGCUCGCUCUCCACUUCAAGAGGAAAACUCUGUCAUGUAUCACGAGGUGAAAUGUCAGGGCAAAACAUUAAGUGAAACCUACAGGAAAGGAGAUGAAAAAAGGAAUGGUGGCAAUAUAAUUGAAGGUGCUAUGAAACCAGAAGACCAGAAGGAUAAAGGAAGUGGGUGCAAUACUUCAGUGCCCUCUGAUCAAAACCAAGAAACUGUAGAAACUCAAAAGACUCCUCUGCCUUCAGACUGUGUUGCUGAGGCCAAUGCAAAGCCAGCUCAGAAAAAGACAGUUAAAGCAAAACGUGGACCAAGGAGAAAAACACAAGGAAGACCACCAAAUCGUAAAGUGACAGAUUAUUACCCAGUUAGAAGAAGUUCCAGGAAGAGCAAAUCUGAAUUGGAGACUGAGGAGAGGAGGAAAAUAAAUGAGCUAAUUACAAGUGGGAAAGAAGAAGGAAUGAAGAUUGAUUACAUUGAUGGCAAAGGAAGAGGAGUAAUUGCUACUAAACAUUUUAAUCGAGGAGAAUUUGUAGUGGAAUAUCAUGGGGAUCUCAUAGAGAUCACUGAUGCUAAAAAAAGAGAAGCUGUUUAUGCUCAAGAUCCAUCCACUGGCUGCUAUAUGUACUAUUUUCAGUACCUCAGCAAAACGUACUGUGUUGAUGCUACAAAAGAAACUAAUCGUCUGGGAAGACUGAUUAAUCACAGCAAAUGUGGCAAUUGUCAGACUAAGCUCCAUGACAUUGAUGGUGUGCCUCAUCUCAUACUGAUAGCUUCCAGAGACAUUAAAGCAGGUGAAGAACUGUUGUACGACUAUGGAGACAGAAGCAAAGCCUCCAUUGCAGCUCAUCCGUGGCUGAAACACUAAUUCAUCUUAUUUGUGUUUUUUUUUCUGUUGUUCUGGACUGAGUGCUCUACAAGGAGUCAGUGGACAUUUUUUUUUCCCCCCCGUCAUCACUUCCCUCAGCUUUUAGUGGAUGGCUUAUGGUGUUCUGAGCUCCUUAAAAACUACCUUUUUGCUUUGCAGUAUUUAAGUAUCUAUGACAGUUUCCCAGGCAGGCUUGAAUAAUUGAUCUUAGAUUGCCAAAACUUUUGUAUCAUAAGAGGAAACCCUCCCUAAAAUUUGAAUACUUCUGCUUAGUGACCAGUGCCAGUUGAGCAUGAAGUUAAAGGCUUGCACAGAAACUUCAUCAGCUGAGUUGUGCUUCUGCUUUCACAAUGAAAUUUCUUGCUCUGCUCUGUGGCAUUAGCUUUAUGACAGCAGAUGUACUUCUGUGCUCUGAGUUUACAUCCAAUGGCUUGAUUGCUUGUCAGACUGCUCUUUACAACCCAGUGCUAACAGAGUUCUCUUGAGAUGGAUGCUACUAUCUGUCUCAAUUUGUGAUAGGAAUCUAUUUUUUCCAGUGUUGUGUCUCAUGUUGGCAAUGAACUUUAAAUGCACUGGUGCUGAGGGAAAGGAAUGGUCAAAUUGGCUGCUUUCUUCAGAGCAAUGACUCCGAGACAGAUGAGGAUGCAUUUUGACCAACUAGAGUGAUGCCAAUUAGGAAUGCAAAGACAGAACUUCACAAUGCAAAUCAAUGUUUGACAUUACUUACUUUGUAGAAUAUAAGAUGGUACCUUUUUAUAGUUGAUGGCUGAUUUUUGGAGGGGUCUCCCAGAGGAUUUUAAAGGAGUGUAAGUAAAGGCUCUCUCAAUUUUUUAUUACCUUCCUAUGCUAAUUGCCACAUCAGAAGCUAUUUAUUUACUGUGAAUGCUUGAAGUAUAGCAUAGUGGUUCCAAAAAUAGGAGUCACCUUCAUAUGCAGCUUCAAACUGUAGUGAUGGAGUUCAUGCAGUGAAGAAAGUAGAUUCCUUAUUGCCUGGCCUUGUAGGUCUGUCCAGCAUGGUGUGGUCCCACUGUCAUAAAUGGGAGUUGAGCACUUGGCAUCUCCUGGAUGUUCGUAACAUUACUGUCGGAGAACCAAAUCUGUGAUAUAGGCAGGCAAUACAAUGCAGGUCCUUUAUGUUAAAGAUGAAUUCUUACCAGUUGGAAUUUUUGCCAAGGCAGGCUUGGCAUGUGUGUAGAUGAAAAUGGCUGUGAGCCAUCAGCCACACUUGCUGCUGGAAGGCAUCAGCAAGGGAUCUGUGACUGUCAAUGUCUUCUGCUCCUCAUGUCUUGAAGGCUGCUGCUGUUACAGCUAAUGCCCUCUAGGACAAUCUUACAUGCUUGCCUAUGUGAUAGGUCAAACAGCAACAACAUCCUGGUUGUGUGCUUCAGCAGCAAGAGAGGUGGCUUAGUGAUGUAUUUUUUAAAUUAAAAACUUGAAGACAAUGUCUCUGUAAAAUAAAGACUAUAUUUAUUACUGAUGAAGUGGCUGCUAUAGUACUCCAUUGCAGAUCAUUAGCAUUUUGAAAGAAAGCUGUGAAAAUCAUUAGCUGUUAAAUGCUUUAUAUUAUUUACUACUUAACACAAGGCAAGCUCAACCGAGGCAGCCUGUGUCUUUUCACCAUUUCUGAAGAGUUAACUGGAGACCUGUUACUUUACAGGUACUGAGUUACAGGUAAGCUUUGUUGGCUGACUGAUUUGAGUUGGCACAGAUCUUUCUGUGGUCUCAGUAACAGAGACUACAGCAGUGUACAGUACCCUGUUUAACCAGAGCACUGCUCUUAGUCAAAAUUGGAAUAAAAUGCUCCUUCUGGAUUUUUUUUUUAAUUUAAAUGUUUGCUUGUUCUCUAUCAGGUCAAAGAGCUUAAAAUCUCUGUUCUUUCAGCACCACUUUCGUAAACAAGAAAAGGGGGAAGAUCUCUUCCCUGUUUUAUAUAAGAAACGUCUUCUCUGAAAUGCUUAACCGGUAAUCAAAUAGCACUGCAUCAGAAGAUGGUAAUAAAGCUGAUGUUGCACUGA
Messenger RNA from Pogoniulus pusillus (Red-fronted tinkerbird), 3236 nucleotides. It is a transcript of the gene KMT5A, whose product is annotated as lysine methyltransferase 5A. NCBI's taxonomy places the organism in Eukaryota, Metazoa, Chordata, Aves, Piciformes, Lybiidae. Gene Ontology annotation, molecular function: protein binding; transcription regulator activity; histone H4K20 methyltransferase activity. Gene Ontology annotation, biological process: regulation of DNA damage response, signal transduction by p53 class mediator; regulation of transcription by RNA polymerase II. Bases 70 to 1221 code for a protein of 383 amino acids. Gene Ontology annotation, cellular component: polytene chromosome; nucleus. The record is from RefSeq and is a predicted model, not a curated record. The transcript has 8 exons.